Messenger RNA from Ictalurus punctatus (channel catfish), 3430 nucleotides. It is a transcript of the gene ppp2r5eb, whose product is annotated as protein phosphatase 2, regulatory subunit B', epsilon isoform b. Gene Ontology annotation, biological process: signal transduction; protein dephosphorylation. The coding region runs from base 1096 to 2271 and encodes 391 amino acids. The transcript has 13 exons. The record is from RefSeq and is a predicted model, not a curated record. Gene Ontology annotation, cellular component: protein phosphatase type 2A complex; cytosol; nucleus. NCBI's taxonomy places the organism in Eukaryota, Metazoa, Chordata, Actinopteri, Siluriformes, Ictaluridae. Gene Ontology annotation, molecular function: protein phosphatase activator activity.
GUGUGUGUGUGUGUGGGACACAUGGCUGUUACUUUAUACGUACGUCUCUUUGCUUCCUAGAGAUCCGUUUCCCAAGAACUCGCAGCAUACUAUAAGAAGAAGCCCGAGUCUUUCUCGCCGCAGCAGUACGAGUCCGCUCAAAGCGUCAGGAAGCUACCCGGACUCGUCUCGUACUGCUGCGCUGACGAGUCAGAAGGUUUCGAGUCGUCUUCUAGAACGCCGGCUCCGACACACCGCAGGCUUACACGAAUGCGGUCCCCUCUGAAAGUACCGGAACGGUCUGUCGUUUCCGUCAUACCUCGAAGACAUUUGGGUUUGAGAUCAAAAGAUGGACGACGGAACAGAAUUCCGGUUUCGUUUCCUCACGUCUCCGUCCAGACGUGUCGGACGUAAAGCUCUCGUUUGAACCCGCCCAUUUUUUCUCAGGCGACCGGAAGUCACCCGGGCACGUGACCGACGGGAGCGUGUUUCUGCCCAGGUGUGCCCUGUUAAAUCGAUCGUUUGGAGAAUUAACGGCGCGGAACGUGCGCUCUUGGUUUGCGCUCUGGGUUUCGCCGUGAAGACGGCAUUUGUUGUUUAAAAAGGAUAAACCGACAUGAAGACCCGAGAGCUGUCUGUGGGAGAAAAGCGAGCCGUUCUGAAGCUGGGAAAAGAGGGGAAAUCCAUCAGGGCCGAAAAACAAUAGAUUUGGACCUUGCCGUUCCGGUACUUUCGGAUGGGACCGUAUACGUUACGGUUUCCAUAGUAACAGCUCAUCGUCGUUCAAGGACGUACACGGCGAUCUGGCGAAGUUUUCUGUAAGGAGACGUUUAUAUAACGUUCAUGAAAGGAUUCUCCGGUGUCGGCGCUUUGCGACGUUAUGUUUACCGCCAAGUAAUACUUUGUGGUUUCUCGGUUACGUGACGUUCGGAGAAAGAAAAAAAAAAAGAAAAAGCGUCUGGCGAAGGAACGACUCUUUAUAGCUGCUAUAACGAAAGCGAUGGAAGGAACCGACUUGCUUCGUUGACAUUCCACAACAUUAAAUACGUCCCUGCUCAGGAGCAGCCGGAUUUGUUCCUGAAGAAACUGCAGCAGUGCUGCACCUUGUUCGACUUCAUGGACACGCUCUCUGACCUGAAGAUGAAAGAGUACAAGCGCUCGACGCUCAACGAGCUGGUGGAUUACGUGACGGUCAGCCGAGGCUACCUCACCGAGCAGGCCUACCCUGAGGUCGUCAAGAUGGUGUCCUAUAACAUUUUCCGCACUCUUCCACCCAGCGACAGUAAUGAGUUCGACCCAGAGGAGGACGAACCCACUUUAGAGGCUUCGUGGCCACAUUUACAGCUGGUGUACGAGUUCUUCAUCCGCUUUCUGGAGAGUCAGGAGUUCCAGCCCAGCAUUGCCAAAAAGUAUAUAGACCAGAAAUUCGUCUUACAGCUUCUGGAACUGUUCGACAGCGAGGACCCGCGGGAGAGAGACUACCUGAAAACAGUCUUACACAGAAUCUACGGCAAAUUCCUGGGGCUGAGGGCUUUUAUACGAAAACAGAUCAAUAAUAUUUUUCUACGUUUUGUUUAUGAAACCGAGCACUUCAAUGGAGUAGCCGAGUUGUUGGAAAUUUUGGGAAGCAUCAUCAACGGCUUCGCUUUACCUCUGAAAGCUGAACACAAGCAGUUCCUGGUGAAAGUGUUGAUUCCUCUGCACACAGUCAGGAGUCUCUCGCUCUUCCAUGCGCAGUUGGCGUAUUGUAUUGUACAGUUCCUAGAGAAAGACCCCACAUUAACAGAACCGGUCAUUAGAGGACUUCUCAAGUUCUGGCCAAAGACGUGCAGUCAAAAAGAGGUGAUGUUCCUCGGCGAGCUGGAGGAGAUCCUGGACGUGAUCGAACCCACGCAGUUUGUGAAGAUCCAGGAGCCGCUGUUCAAGCAGAUCUCCAAAUGCGUCUCCAGCCCUCACUUCCAGGUGGCCGAGCGAGCGCUGUACUACUGGAAUAACGAGUACAUCAUGAGUCUUAUCGAGGAGAACUCCAACGUCAUCCUGCCCAUCAUGUUCACCAGCUUGUACAGGAUCUCCAAAGAACACUGGAACCCGGCGAUCGUAGCUUUAGUGUACAACGUCCUGAAAGCCUUCAUGGAAAUGAACAGCACUUUGUUUGAUGAACUCACUGCCACCUACAAGUCCGAUCGCCAGAGGGAGAAAAAGAAGGAAAAAGAGCGAGAGGAAUUGUGGAAGAAGCUGGAGGACUUGGAGCUGAAGAGAGGCCUGCGGAGCGACGCCAUUAUUCCCACUUAACGCUGCCCCGCCUCUCGCACCGCUCCUGGAACACACUCCCACAUCACCGGCCACGCCCACACAGGCCUUUUUUUUUUUUUUUCCCUUUCCUUUCCUUUCUUUUUUUUCCCCUUUUUCCCCCCUUCCCAUUUAUGUUUAUUCCCUUUUUUCCACUCCUUUCUGUAUUGUGCGACUUACUUUACUGUAGAUUUCCGUCGUCUCUUUCAUUAUUUCAACAACACUGUAAAUAUUUUUUUUUUUUUCCCUGCUAUAUUUUUUUUCCCUUCGAGAAUAUUACACUGAAAAUGAAAAAAGGACUUAAAAAAAAAAAAGAAAAAGAAAAAAAAACCCCCCGGAGAAAAAGAGCUCGCUCGUGCGAGUGGGAGCGAGAGAUGGACUCGACCGGAUAGUAGGAUUUGAAAUGAACUGCUACUGUGGAGAGAAAACGAAAUCAGCUACGAAACCGAAACCCUCACCUCUAUCGUUUGAGGAAAGAUCCGUUCCUGCUAACGCUCGUCCAGACACACUGUCUCACUCCUUCACUCCCUCUCUCUCUCUCUCUCUCUCUCUCUCUCUCUCUCUCUCUCUCUCUCUCUCUCUCUCUCUCCAUCCUUUCAUCUUGUCGCUGAUAAAUUUCCUCAGAACCUAUUAAGACCUAGCAGAAUCCUCAAAGUGGGAAGGCUGAAUGUUAACCAGCAACCACACACACACACACACACACACACACACACACACACACACACACACUCAUCUCAUUAACAAACUUCUUUCCUAUUCUCUCGGUGCUGCCAGGAUUUUCCACUCAUUCUCUCUUGGGUUGGUUUUUUUGGACUUCCUCUCUUGAUUCUGCACCAGUCUGGCACUGGUACCAGUAAACUAACACACACACACACACACACACACACACACAACCAUUGCUGCGAAGACACCAAGGACCCAGCGUCCCUGCGCCAAACCUGAGAAGCUCGUAUCGUCCGUGUGUACGAGUGUGUGUGAGAGUUUCUUACAGUGUUAAAUAUUGUAACUGAAUGCAGCUCAUUGACCUGUUGUUGAUUGAUCUAUUAGAACCUUUAGCGCAUUUAUAAAUAUAUAUAUUUUUCUUUAGGGAUGGUCACAGAGUGUUAAAUAUGUAUUACUGAACACCACUCUCUGUUUAAUUAUUAUGAUUUUUUUUUCUUUC